UACACAUACAAACAGACAAUAUGUAUCAUAUCACACAUGUCCAUAUAUAAAAAAUAGAAACGAAUCGAAUUUUUCAACAAGGCAUUCUUACUACCCUGAUCAAGGCAGAUAUAACACAUCAUGAUCGUCAGUAAUCAUUUUUGAUUGUUUUUAAUGACUACAACAAAUCGGAAUAUUUAAUCACAAUGAGUCAUGUAUAGACAAAUAUGCAUAAUAUGAAAUUACACUAUACCUAUAUUCACCUACACAUACAAUAAAAUCAAAUGGCAGAUUAGAUAAUUCUAUGAAUUAUUUGGGAAAAUGAAUUUACACUACAAUCAUAUAUUCAAAGUCUAAGUAUUUAUUUAUUCUACUAUCAAUACUACCAAUAUGAACAAAACUUGUUCCUAUCUUAAGUGAUGUCUUUAUGUUCAUUUAAGAAGAAAAAAAAUGAAACAACACAAUAUAAUGUCUAUUUUAUGUGUACCUGGGUCAUGUCCUACUUAGAAUUUAAUUUGUAACCAGCAUUUAGAAUAACAACACUUGAAUUUAUUUAAUAUAUACUACUGAUAUAACGAUAACCAACAUAAAAUAGAAUAAACUCAGACAAAAGAAGAUAAUACUCUUUGAAUAAAAUAUCCUGAGUCCCACUGUGAAAAUCAAACUGGUGUGAACUUUACUGAGCAACGUCAUUCUCAUCAGUUAACUCAUUGAAAUAUUUUUUAUUUACAAGUAGUUUGCAUAAUUAAAAAUAAUGGAAUUUAUGCAGCCGUCAGUUUAACUCAAAUAUAUAUCGUCGAGCAAAGCUCAUUAAGUUGCAGAUCAUCGAAUGCACCUCAUCUUGAUCUUAGUUAUCCAAUAAGCCAAAUACUAUAGUUUUAAACCAUCUAAAUUCUUUAUAUUCAAAUUGCAAUAUGCUAUGUGGAAUAAGUAACUCAGUCAGUUCGCAUGAAAUCGCAAACACAAGUACUUUGACCGUAAAAAAUCAUAACCAUAACAGGAUCCAUUCAGAAUUUCCCAAUAAUCACUUCAAUAAAAUUCACAUGCUCAAAACAGAAACUGGUAAACGCCCACCAGCAGGUUAUUCCUGGGUCCCAAAUGAAAAAUUCGGUAUUCGACCUCAAUCACUUGGGCUAUACCAGUCAAAUCCCAUGUUACAUGAUCAAAGAAGCCUAGGUCCAAAUACUAACCCAUCAGACUCUUCACAUCGACCAACAAUUCUAAGCUCAAAUAUAGGUAGAAAAGAGGAUUUUAACAGUAAGUCUUAUUCCAAGAAAAGACGUGGAACCUUUGAUAACAAUAAUAAAAAUGUUACUGUUCCAACAAGUUUGGUAUCUCCGAAUAUUACUUAUAAUAGUAAUAAUACUUCUAAAAACGAGAAAUUCAAAACUAAUCUUCCAUAUUUUCACUCAUCUCACCCAAAGAAAAGUACGUCAAGAACUUCGAGUAGGGAAAAUAUCAGAGAACGUAGCCCUGUGAAAUUUUUUUCUGCUAAGGAAACACAUUUUCUGAAUUAUAAUGCAACGGGAAACGCACGUGAAUCAUAUAAAUAUGCAGCGGUAGUGAACAAAUAUAAGGAAAAGAUUCAGUCAAUAUCAGAUGAAACAACUAAAGUAUCUCAGGCACGAUCUGCUUCAACACCAUCAAGAAAAUUACCACAAGACGAAGAGAAAAACGCUAAGAAUGCUGAAUUCCAAAAGCUUCAUGAACCACAACUAAACAGUUCACAGAUAAAAUCACAUGAAGCUAAUAAAUUGAUAAAAGAUGAUAAUAAUACACAAUCUUCAUCCAAGAAAAAUGAGUUACAAAAUGUAAUUUCUCCAAGUAUUAUUUCACAGAGAACCGACCAUUUAGAUAUCACCUCCUUUCUUGCUACAUCAGGUAACAAUACACCUAUAUGGUCAACUAAUCCACUCCCAAUAAAUGCUUUAACGAAUAGUAGUGUUGCGAGAUUGUGUGACUUGACAGAUCCUGCAGACGCAUUCAACUCUAAUAAACAAAGUUUAACUCAUGACAAUUAUAUUAACAAUGAUUUAGAUGAAUUCACUCAGUUACAAAGUGUUUAUUCUCAAAUCACGCAUAAACAGAAAACUAAACAAAAAUAUAGUUUACCUAAUUCCAACUCUGCAGCAUCUAGUUUAUCUGCUGGAGAUGAUAGGACAUUUUGCGAUAGUGGAAUAUCUUCCUCAUCUUAUUCUAAAGAUAGCGCUUGUACAUCACCUUCUGAUCCAAAUGCCUAUAAUCCUAUGCCAUCCUUAGGGAUUAAUGAAUGGGUAUCUACCUGUAAAAUACCAUGUGAUAAAGAACCAAUAUUUGAUUCAAACUGUCACCAAAAACCAAAUCAAGGAAUAUCAUUAUCGAAAUCUUCACGUAUUCCAAGCAUUUCAAAAUUAACGGAUAGGCCUAAAAUAAAUACUUCCUCAGAGAUGGUUGAUUCACAACCAGCUUUCAGUACAAUCCAACGAACCCAGAGACCUAAAACAGUUGGAAAGUUGAUAUGUCAAUCAAGCAAGGAAGUUGCUUCAGUUAUUUCGCAAAACGAUGACUUUGAUUCACAGAGUCCUUCACUUAAAUUUAAUCAUGAUGUAAAUUCAUUAAAUAAAAUUUCUCAAUCAACAAAACAUUUGUGUGAUAAUGCUUCUAGACUUUAUUCUACGCCAAGUUCUUCAAAUGCAAUGAUUUCAAAACGUCCGAAUAAAAUCUUCAUUAAUUCAACUAGUGAUGAGGUUAGUAAAAGUGAGACGAUGAAUGUCAAAAUACAUAAUGAUACUGAUACUACUACUACUACUGCUACAAAUAAAACAAACACUACUACUUUUAAUAAUGCCAACAACUAUAAUCAUAACUGUAAUAUUAAUAAAGAUUUGCGUCCAGAUAAUUUGAUUAAAUUAGAACCACCUAGAUCAAAUGAAACAAUCGAUGAUAUUCAAUGUAAUCAACUAAAUCAGAUGUAUAUUUCUAACAAAAUGAAUAAACAGCACAAUCACAGUCAUCAGCAGUUGAAACUUUCAAAUGACCAACAACACAAGAUAUGCCACAACCAAUCAUCAGUUAUUAUCUCAGAUUGCGAUAAAAGUAAAGUUAAAAGAGAUAACGGGAAAUCAACAAUUCUUUAUGACGAACCAUCUUUGAAGAUAACAUGUAAUGAACUCGAACAACUUACUGAUACACGUGAAAUGAAUAGUUACUUUAAACCGUUCAGCCAAAGUGGAGCUAUUCCAAGACCCAGGGAGUUGUUCAGUUUAAUCACAUCAGAAAAAGUAGUUGGUGAUCAGAAGAAAUCACCUGAUAUUAAACCAAUUAAAUCAUCAGUAGUUACUAGUGAACCUGAAAUAUCCCUCUUGUCAAAAAGUUUGCCGGGUGUAGUAGCAGAGAAUCCAUACCAUAAGCCGGCCGACUUCACAAAUGAUCCCGACUUACUUUUGUCAUCUCUUUCUAAACUGAGUUGUGAUCCAUGUUUAGAAGAUAACUCUUGGGAUCAGAAUUACUUUUCUGAUGUUGAAAGUGAAUAUGCUGCACUAGAACUAAUACUACCUAUACCAAAACGUGAAAGUUUGACAGAAGCUGAAAUUGCCCUGGAAUUAGACAAAAAGUUAUCAGAAGCUAUACCUGAUCAAGUGUCGGGUGCGUUUGUGAAUAUUAUUAAUCCGAAUACUUCGUUGACUAACAAUGUGGUUUCCUCAGGAAAGUGCUUAGAGCCUGGUUACUUUUCGGAUACAGAAGCCAUAUUUUCAUCCCAGCGCAAGUUUAAACCAUUAUCUGAUCCUAACAACUGCAAACUUCCAAUUGCUUCCGUAGCCCCAAUAAUGUCUACACAACCAGCACCUUUUAUUAAUGUGUUAGAUGAAAAUAAAAAGCGUUUAUUGGCCCCAAAUAACAUAAACCUGAAGACACGUGAACUUUCAAGCCCUUUGCAAUGUACGUCGAAAAUCGAUGGCAUGAUGCAAAUACAAGAAAUAAAAUGGCCAAGACUCUGUAGUCUACAGAAUCUUGUUCAUAGUGAAAACAAAGGUCGACUGAGACAUUCUAGUAAUCACCACGACGCAAUUAACAAAACUUCUCUCCGAGUUACAAACUGCACUAUAGGUACAGGACCACUUAGUCAAGUUAAAUUGCCCUAUCCAACUGCAUCCAUGAUGGUCAAUGUGGGUUCGCUGAACGAUAUAACUGCGAAAUCCGGUGGUUCACAUUAUGAAGGCCAGAGAAAAGGAAUACACAAUACAUACUCUGAAUUAGAUCAAUGCAGAACAAGUGGUGCUGCUCCGGCUCUUAAUUGCCCAUCAAUAAAAAGUGCCGAUUUAAUGAUUGAAAAUUUUCGUCAAGAAACUAAACGUCUACAAGAUCAUAUCGGUGUCCUAUCGAGUCAUUUAUCAGUGAAGGAUAGCAAAAUUGAAACUUUAGAGGAGACUAUGGAAAAUAUGGUAGUUCGCCUUGAACAACUUCAGGCCAUGGACAACUUCAAGAAUUCAGAAAUACAUGAGCUACAAAGUAUUAUAAAUCAACUUCGCGAUGAUAUGAAUAGUAAAUCUUUGGUCAGCUCUCCGAGUCAUUUUCAACCCAAACCGCCAAGAUCAACAUCUUGUCGUACACUUCCUGAUGCUAUGUAUCAAGAUCUUCAAGAUUCCGUAAGUCUAAAUAGUUUUACAAGCGGAACAAGUGCUGGUAGUCAAGAUCCUUCAAUUCACUCACAACAACAACAGCAACAGAAAAUGAACUCAAAAUCUGACGAAAAAUAUCCCAAUCAAAUUAGUAGAAGUCCAUCAGCAUUAGAUACCGAGAGGUCAUAUGUUAAACACUCACAUUGGUUACGCUCAUCAUUUAGCAAAGCGUUCAAGAAAAGAGCGAAAAGUAACAUACGCCCAAAUGAUUCAGAAAUUUUAAUGAAUGACAACAGUACCACAAAGAAGCAAUUACUUACUACUGUUUGAGUCAUCAUCUCCAAGUCACAAUUUUGGUGAGCUCUCUGAAGCCACAUAGUAGCUCUAGUGAAACACUGCUAGUUCCUGACCCAAUAAAUACUAUACUCAAUAACAGGAUUAUGCUUUUGAUAUCAAAACAGUUACUAUUUAAUCCAUAAUUUCCUUCCUUUCUAAAAUAGACCUGCAUGGUUUUCAUCUCAAAUUAUCAAUUAUUUUUAGUCAUCAAAUUCAUCUGUAUGGCUUUUAAUCUCAAAUUAUUGUUCAAUACAUUAAUUUUUAACUUUUCUCCAGUCUACAAUCUACUCUGCAUGAUCAGGUUACUGAGAAUAAUCAUAAAUUACAAUGUGAACAACAACUGGAUCGAUUAUAUCUAACAGUUAGCCGAAUGCGUUGGCAAAUGAAUUUACUUGAAGCCAGAAAUAAAAAACUCCAGGAGAUCGUAUUGAAAUAUAACCCAGACGAAGUGCUACGCAACGAAUUAUACACAGUGAAAUUAGAGAAAAAAGUUUCUCUAUAUGACUUAUCAACUCAUCAUUUUCAAGAUUCGUGUCAAUUUGUUCAAGUAUUUGUUCAUACUGAAAGUAUAUGUCAGAGAAAUUUAGAUAAGAUUCCAAACACAAGUCAAUGUCGUGACCAACCAGCCGCUAACAAUAACUCUGAAGAUACACCGUUAAAUUGUAUUCGAUCAUUUAAGAUUGGUUGCACCGGACUAUUGGAUGAAAUGACCUGGGAAGACUUAGAUGAACGACUUCAAAAGUUACUUCAGGUAUAAUAUUGCUUCAUUGUUUAUGAAACUGGAAUUAUGUCAAGUGUGUAAACAGUCUUGCGUCUGUUAAUUGCAAAUUUGUAUCUUUUGGCAGCGUACUUUUGUUCAGCUAAAGUUGGUAUUAAAUCCGAAGCAUAAAUGCACAAAUUCUUUUCUUACUAAUCGAUUUUUUAUGCACAAAUGAUGACUGACAUUAAGUGAAAACUUCUUUCACAGAAGAAUUCAAUCAACUCCCUCAUAGUUAUGGGAUCAGUUAUUUAUCAUUAGUUAACUGUUUUUUAUGACAAAGAUAAGAGGAUUUUCAACUACUUACUUUAUGAUUUGAGUCAAGCCAAAUUAAGCAAAUGAAUGUGAUCAAGUUUAAGCUUUUUAAAGCACUACUUACAAAUAGGGAUAAUCACUGAAUUUCAAGUUUGCAUGGCUGUUAGUCCCGGUUACGUGAAAUUUUUAAAUCCUUGAAUUCUUCGAGUUCAAUAGUAAUAGAUGUGAAUGAACCUGGGACAAUAUUCUCCUUAAAAUGUAAAACGUGAAUCUCCUUGUUAAGAAAACGGUCUAUAAAAUAUCAACUGAGGAACUAUUGAAAACUAGUGAGUACUAGAUAGCUGUUUGCUUCUUAUUUUGCUACUCUUGAGUGGUGAGUACAUGAGACUUCAGAUAUCGAAGGCCAUACAAUACAUUAAGAUACUUUAGUCAAGAUAAGGUAAUUUUCUUUUUUCGGUCUUGACCAUUUGUGACACAGCUGAACUCUAUCACCGAUUAGGUACUGUCUCAACCCUAAGUUGAUUGACUUAACAGGUGACAGCUUUUUUCAGAUAUAUAAAAGACCAAUCUCUAAACCACCCACUAAUAACCAUACUAACAUCACUAUUAUCCCAUAAAUCUUAAGUAUUUCACCUACUGAAGUUAGUUCAUAAUGAAAUUACAGACUGAACAGUGGAAUAAUUUGCCACGUCCCUCUGCUUUAUAAGUAAGUAUUAGAACAUAUAGUCUGAUUAUAUUAAAAACAAUGUUCAUCUCUUCCUUUCGAUAAGUUCUCAUCAGUUUCUAUAACUGUGAAUUAAAAUUAAUUUUUCUAAGGGCUGGCAAAGUUUAAGACAGAUACUAUUCAACCAUUCGCUUCAGAUUAAAUACCUGAAGGAUAAAGUCAUUUAGUUGUUAUUAACUAUUACUGUAACCUUGGUUUUUCAUUUUAGUACAAUAUAAAGUAAAACCAGUUUGGUAAAAAAUACACCCAAACUAGUUUUCAGUCCUGACAACCUUUAUUCCAUCAAUUUAGCAAUGUCUUUGCCAAUUGUCUGAGUCAACAAUGUAUUUGAUGAACAACGAACUACGUGAUGUUGUCACUUACUGAUUGUUCUUAUUACCAUUAUCUUGAAAAGUGUUAGCGACAGUUUCUCUAUCUAAAUGAUAAUGUUUUCAUAUAUAUAUAUUGUUAGGUAUCAUAAUGAUAUGAGCUUCUAAGAAAGUAAACGUUUUCUUAAAUUACUUAUGGACUAGUGUCAAUGAGUGAAGAGAUAAAAUACAUGACUUACUAUGAUUACUUGCAGCUGAUAGACUUUAAGAGUUACUUUGUUAUUCUGUACUUACUUUAAAAUUGACAUUUUACAGGGUUUAAAAAUCACCACUCAAUAUUAUGAAAUAAAAAUAAUGAACUGUGAUACUUUGAAAAUUGAUGCUUACAUUAUAUUUAUGAUCGUGUCAAGUUUGGCACCGUUUUAAAUAUUUUACUUCAAAUAACAGAGUAGUAUCGACAGCUUUUAAAUACCAAACAUCCCUCGAAAUCUGGUACAUGGGACUCAAAAGAGUGAUAACAACAUCGGCACUGAAUUACGGUAGACUUACCUUAAUAACAGUCAAUUACCUAGUAAAAGGUGCUGUAAGAUUCUGUACUUUGAAACUUUCAGCAUUAAUUUUAAGCUAAAUAUACAUUACUAAGAUUCUACGCAAAAUUUAAUUGAAAAAGUUACAAAACAAAAUUGUAAUAUAUAGGGAC
Molecule: messenger RNA, 7657 nt
Organism: Schistosoma haematobium
Lineage: Eukaryota; Metazoa; Platyhelminthes; Trematoda; Strigeidida; Schistosomatidae
Gene: NAV2
Product: neuron navigator 2, variant 2
Exons: 11
Coding region: 894-4907 (1337 amino acids)
Biological process (GO): neurogenesis; nervous system development
Source: RefSeq, a predicted model, not a curated record